CCACUGAGGGUGGACGCUACCCCUCUCCCGCAGGCUGGCCACGCUGGGUGUGCUCUCCCACCCUCCCUCCCUCCCACGAACUCGCCCACGCUACCUGAUAUUACUCUCAACUUGUUAGCGUAUCAGUGCUCACCUUCACUUCCUCUAACACGAGGGGACAAGUGCUUCUGAAGAUUAUGCAAGUGACUGAAAUAUUUCAUACAUUACUAUGGUGUGUGUGCAACAUUGAUUGAUGAGAUAGAUACUGAUACAUAUUGCCCGUGACGAAGGUGAACUGAUGAAGUCAUUAGUGUAGCUGGAGUGUUUACUAGCCCUAAGUGCCGUAGUGGAGCGUCUUAACUACGGCUCAGUAGGACUGCGCCACCCCUCGCCUCAUCUGUGGGAAUGACAAUGAAGCAGUAAAGAUGCGGACAAACGACGUGAUGAACCAGGCGGCUGCAGCAGCUACUGCAGGUAUAGGUACAAGCCUUCUGGCUCUUGGGGGUGCCAUCUCUGCUGCUAAUGCUAAAGGAUCACCUUUGGCAGGAGUCUCGCCUGCCUUAGCUUUUGACCUUACGGCAUAUACGCAAUUACUUCAGCAAAUGGCUUCCAAAAUUUAUCCAUAUGACCCAGCAUCAAUGGCAGUCUCUUUAGCAGCCCUUAGUCCAGGUUCCCACCUGCCUCUAGCACUCACAGCACCCCUCUCUCUUACUGCCAGAAAAACUGUAUCAAAUGCUGAUAAGACUACCAUGACAUCUGCUUGCUCAGUACCUGAUAAUGAUAUCAAAAUGAUCUGGCAGCCAAGUGAUAAGCCUGAUAUAAAAAAAGAAGAAGGUGAAGCUGCCUUAGACCUAACAACUCAAGGUUUAAAGUCUCUCUAUUCCUCUUACCGCCGAGCAACACUAGAUGAUAUCAAGCCAAAGGUGGUUGAAGAUAUCUGGAUUGAGAAUGAUUUGAGACUCUCUUGGACAGAUUCUCGAGUAGCUGCAUAUAAUCCCGCUCAGAAACUCUUUAUGUGUGUGGACUGCGAGUGUGUGGGUUUUUUGUCACGUGUGGCCGAGCAUUGGCUUGGAGCCCAUGCCAAUCUAAGGGUGUUUGCUUGUCCUCGAUGCCCUUACACAUCAGCCUGGUCUCGUUGUGUCAAAAUGCACUUGACAAGACAACACAAUGAACAGUUUGCCGACACUAAUAUGUGGAAAGAAAAUUCAACCUUAAUGGAAGUGACACGUCUCAUGCAAGAAUUACGAAAUAAAGUAGAGAAUAGGAUCGACUCCAGUAAUACAUUAGCAGAUAAACGAUUCUAUUGUCCUCAUUGUCCAUAUGCCACUGAUCGCCGUGAUCUAUACACACGACAUGAAAACAUCCACAAGGACGAUAAACCUUUCCACUGCUACCUUUGCUUUAAACAAUUCAACAGAGCAGACCAUGUAAAAAAACAUUUUGUCCGAAUGCAUCCUGAAACAGAAUACGAUAUUUCUAAAAUACGAAAGCAACCAAGUAGUGGACGUGGCGGUGGUCAUUCUCCACCAUCACCACCUGCACCAUUACCUCCAGAGAUUCCACAACCACCACCACCACCACCACGUGUAAUGACACCAGUUGUCUCGCCCCCAGUUGUGAUCCCUCCAGUGCCAUCUUCACCCACUGCCACUCCUGCAGUGACUGAUGCAGACUUGGCUCCCUUAAGUGCCCCGUCCACACCUGGCGAGUGCAGUCCACCAUCUCCUGGAGCUAUCACAAGCAUGGGCAUGGGAAUGAACAUGUCGGGGGUGGAGAGUCCAGAACCCGGACGCAGUCGAAGACGAGGGGAACGAGCAUACACUUGUCCUUAUUGCCACUGGUCUGGUAGUGAUAAUUGGUGUCUCAAACGGCAUAUGAACACCCAUAUAAAGCCUUUUGCCUGUGUUAUGUGCGAUUACAAAGCUGCCCGAGCUGAACGCCUGUCAACCCAUGUGUGGAAGGUCCAUAACAAGAGGAUCUGUAACAAGUGCAACUACCUGGCUGAGACACAGGAGCGCCUAUUGGAGCACACACGUGAAGAACAUCACAACAACCCAUAUUCAAGACGGUACAUCUGUUCAUCAUGUGGUCUCACCUUUGACACUCGACCAGCUCUGGAGACUCAUCAGCAUCUCAGUCAUCCUCACCUAGCAAGCCCCACAACUACUACUGCUGCUCUUCUUCCAGCUGUUCAGGAUGUUGCACAUGAUUUGUCAAUAAGAAGUGAAUUAAAUUCGAAUGCUUCUCAAGUUUCAUCCCCUCUUGUAUGUCCUGUGGAAGGCUGUGGGCACACAGUGAGCAGUGGUGGAGCUCUUGCAGAGCAUGUGCGUGGUGAACAUGGAGGUGCAGGUGGAUCUUGUUGUCCGCACUGCGGUUAUCAACUAACCCAUGAUGAACUGUCUAGGGACCACUGGCUAACUCAUCACAAUGAAGUUUGUGCUGCAUGUGUUCAUGUUUUUACUGCUGUAUAUGGACCACAAUUAUGGAAGAAAGUACAUGUCCGCCCUGCCUCACUUGAAAGUCCUUUAGAUGCUAUUGUAACGGGCCUCAAUCGUAAACGCACCGCUACUGAUGUUUUACCAAAUGUGCCAUCAGUGAUUACUCCCCUUGCACUUGUAGUAGCAUCUUCUCUCCCACAAAGAGAUACCCCUUCUCCAGACUCUGACCAGCAGGAUACAGACAGUGAACGUUUUAACAAGCGAUCAAGGAAGCAGAGUUGUCCAAAAAAAGUUAUUACAGUGGCAGAGUCAGGAUCAAAGACUGGUUCUAUUUCAAAUUCAGUGCGCAGGCGCUCACUUAGAAAAAGAUAUAGAGCAAUGCUCAAUCGCCCAAAGUUUUUGAGCCACCCUUGCCACAGAUGUUCUCAUCGUCCAGUCUUUGCUUCUCGUGCUCGCCUACAGUUACAUGUAAAGUGGAGUCAUGGCCGUCAUAGUGCUGGACGUCGAUGCCAACUCCACAGGGGCCACUCUUUGCCUGUACCCACCAAAGUCCAUUAGUGAACAACUUCCUCAUAAUCUAAACAACGGGUAACCAACAACGUGUAUCUUUUGCAGUUUUGGUAGCAUUGCACCCAUAAUCUGUCUGUAUAUAAUAUAGACAGUUUUUAAAGUUGCAUACAAAAUAUCGCUCAUUACCUGCUCAGUGGUGCAGAGAAACCGAGUCUGCUGUAUUAUUAUAAUUUAUGUACUCUGUGUUUGGUUAACAGAAUGUAGUACAUACUAAUCCACUUUGCAUGUGUUUUGGAAAGUUACAGCGACUCAAUUUAUUACGGUAAUUCCUAUAUCCCUUCGAUACCUAUCCAAGUGGUUGUAUUAAUCUUACCUCUAUCCCUCCAUUUACAAUUCCAUUUUCAUGCCCAAAAAUGGCAUUUCCACCAAGCAUGCCCCAGAGUGACUAGUUUGGAACUUGUAAGUACAAUUACCUCAACUUUGUUUUAAAUUAAUUAUAAAACAAAAUUUAUGAAUAAAAAGUAACUGCUGUUGAGGUGUAUUUGGGGAAACACUUCAAGCUCACUUUAACUAGUAUAUAAAAUGUGUGAAUGGAGUGUGCUUGGCAGAUGUCCAUGGGUUGAUUUAAUCAGAGAUUUGUUUGAGAUUGAAUGUACACGAGAAAUUUGUAAAUUAAAAUUUUGUGAUUGAGUGAAUCUUGAGACCUGGUUGUGAAAUAGUAAAGUAACUCUUGCAAUGGUUGUGAACAGCUAAUGGCUGCCCCAAAUUGAUUUUUUUUUUUUUUUUUUAAAGAAUUGAGAUAUUUCCAAUGAUUGUAUGGCAUCCCUGGUAUCACAUAGUUGGAAUCUCACCAAAAUUAAUGCUUGCUUCUAUUAAUAUUAUCUGUAUAAUAUACUGUACUUAGAUAGUAAGAAAAACUGCAGAGCAUUUACAUUUCUUAUAAGAAAUUAGUCUUUUACAGUUAUACAAAGCAUAAUAAACAUUUUUACUCUAAUUUGUUAAUAAAAUAAAAAACUACUUGAUGAAACAUAAGUUGAUGCCAGGGCAUUGUAUGGGAGUGUGACAGGGGUAGGGGGAGGGGGAGGGAGGGGAAAGGGAAAAUUAUACAGUUCUCAUUGUUGGACUUCGAACUCCAAGUCAUGUUUACAAGUCCAUUUCAAACCAAAGAUUUUGUUGAUUUAUUCUAGAGUUAUGACUUUGUUGUAUGUCAUUGUUAUGUUGCAACCUAAUGGAUUUCUGUGAUUAUUGUUACAAAUGGAAUGUCUACUGAUUUGACCUUGUCUUGUGGGUCAAGUUCAACUAUGGUCUGUCUGAGUGUACUUAACCUGCCUUCUACAAUUAUUUCUUGGACCAUUAUUCCAAGAAAAGUGUGCUUUAUUUAUUUUUUUGUUUUCUUUUUAACAGUUGUAGACUUGGCCUUCUAGUCAGACUGUUGCCAAAGUAUAAAUAUUUAACAAUUCAAUGAGCUAUGGUAUGCCCAGCCACAAUGUAAUGAAUACUGACCAAAUGUCUGGUGCUAACAAGCAUUUUUGUCCAUAGUAGUAAUUUAUUUAAUACAACCUUCAUCCUUCAAUUUACACAGUAUCUCCAGUGAUUAUGAACAUUUAGAUUUGAUUAAGUAUUUUUUGAAGUAAAUUGUAUUUCUCUAUGACUUGUUAAGAUUUAAAGUGUUUGUCAGAACAGCACGUCGGGUUUCAAGUAACUCGGUGGAAAAAAAAAAAUGUGCUCAAACCAACAUGUAAUGUGCCUAAAGCAGUUUAUCAGCCUUGUACAUAACAUUUUAUGACUGUCGAGUAAUAUUAUUCUUUCUAAACACAGCUCAGGACUGUAGUUGUGAAUAAUUUUUAAUUACCUAAGCAAUGCCAACUACACGAGAGGAUAAAGCUUGAAAACCAUUUUCUAAAAUGUUCUUCGAGUUGAAAAGUAAUGCGUCAGUUAAGGCCAACAAUUUAAUACCAAGCAUCCUCUUCUGUCAUGCUGGGAAUAUUAAGCACAUUGCAGUUUUUCAUUAUGAAUACAAAACUCAGUGAUGCAGAAAUGGUACCUGGAGUCACCUUGUAGCCUAUAUAGAGAGGUGGACCAAGUUCACGUUGUAAUGAUGUGAAAGUUAUAUCAAAAUAUUUUUAAAUUACUGUACUGUAAUAUGAUCUUAAAUAUUAAUGGUUAUGCUGUAUUCAUGUACAUUAAAUAGCCCUUCUGAUGUGGCUAUUCAUUCUGUAAAUUAGAUAAAAAAUACCCAAGACAAAAUAAAAAUUUUGUAUGCAUUUUCUCAUGUGAACUUGGUCCAUGUAGCAGGGUAUUCUGAUAACUUAUACGACUUAAUGCUCACCUUUGUGUGGGAUGUAACAUCGAAGUUUCAACUGUAAUCCUGUACUCAAGUAAGUCAUAUUCUGUAACCCAUUUUGUAUUAUAAGAAGUCAUGAUUUCUCCCUUCCAUUAUUUAUAGUUGACAUAGAAUAAACUAAGUGAAUGACAAGUGCCAUGUCGGUAUGUCAUUUUUCUGAGAAACAAAAGUUGCUCCACUUAACAUACAAUAUACACAUCUUUUAUGGAUUUAAAUUAGUACAGUAUAAAAAUAUUUUUAAUUUGAUAUAUGCUGUUAACCAUAUUUGUAGAAAGAAAAAGAACAUAAAGAGCAAAUCUUAUUUUUUAAUUACGUAUUUAAAUUUAUAAAAGAUGUGCAUAACGUAGGUCGCUGGACAUAUAACUUGGAUUUUUAUUCAGUUUCCAUCUUUAUUCAAGUGAUCCUGAAUUCAACAGGGCCACUUCUAGAAAGGAAUUGUUGAGAAAUCCUUCUGUUCUAUGGAAUAUUAUUCCUAUUUGUUACAAAAUGCUUUAUCUGGUAUAAUGAGAAGUAAAGAUCAGUUUUAUUUCUCAUUUAUGAAUAAUCAAAUAUAUUAAGCAAUUGGUAUCUUUACAACCAAAAUUUUCACAUCUGUUGAUAUCCAAAAUUGUGUAGAUUUUUUUUUUAACCCAAGCGAGAUAAAGCUUAAUAAAUACCUUGUAACCUGCGUCUGUGUUAACAUGUUUACACCAACCAUUCCCUUAAUGCCUUGGAUUACCUCUUAUUAUGUACUUUUUCAUACAAAUAAAAUAUAUUAAAAUUUA
Procambarus clarkii (red swamp crayfish) is the source of this 6035-nucleotide messenger RNA. It is a transcript of the gene chn, whose product is annotated as zinc finger transcriptional factor charlatan. Gene Ontology annotation, molecular function: RNA polymerase II cis-regulatory region sequence-specific DNA binding; DNA-binding transcription factor activity, RNA polymerase II-specific. The record is from RefSeq and is a predicted model, not a curated record. Lineage: Eukaryota; Metazoa; Arthropoda; Malacostraca; Decapoda; Cambaridae. Gene Ontology annotation, biological process: regulation of DNA-templated transcription.